Messenger RNA from Phycodurus eques (leafy seadragon), 2039 nucleotides. Its product is annotated as transmembrane protein 100-like. Gene Ontology annotation, biological process: cellular response to BMP stimulus. The coding region runs from base 353 to 784 and encodes 143 amino acids. The record is from RefSeq and is a predicted model, not a curated record. The transcript is spliced from 2 exons. NCBI's taxonomy places the organism in Eukaryota, Metazoa, Chordata, Actinopteri, Syngnathiformes, Syngnathidae.
UAAAAGGAGCACAUCAAAAGCAGGCCAAAAAGUGGGGUGGGUCUAUUUCUCCGCUCAUUGUGGGCUAGCACGGUGCCAUCAACAGCUAGAAUGGUGCCAUCGUGGACGAGGCACAACAGUGGACUUGCGUUGCAAUUUGAAGGCAGGAAAGAGUUAAAAGUUGCUGCUGUGUGGCGUAGGAGGUUCACGGAGGAGGAGGAGGAGGAGGGGGCCGUUUUCUAUUGAUAGUCAUCUUCACUCGGACUUCGGCUUAGUUGGGACCACGCGCGCAAACCUGGAGGGAAGGAAACAAAAAGGAAGAUGACACCGAGAUGAAGAACGACACACUUCAGUCCUGCUCUGCGAUUGGCCGAUGAAGAUGGCCCACCUCUUCCUGGCCGGCAAGACGGUCCAGCCAGAAGACGGCAACCUGGCGUCUUUCUCCUACGAGAAGCUCGAUUCGGGCGGUAAGGACAGCGACGCCGUCGUCACGGCGAUGUGGGCCCCGCACGCGGACGAGGCGCAGCUCUUGAGCGCGGCCACCGGGGGCGCCGAGAUGUCCUGCUACCGCUGCACGGUGCCCUUCGGGGUGGUGGUCCUCAUCGCCGGCGUGGUGGUGACGGGGGUGGCCUACACCUUCAACUCGCACGGCUCCACCAUCUCCGUCCUGGGACUGGUGCUGCUGGGGGCCGGGCUGGGCCUGCUGGGGGCCAGCGCCACCUGCUGGAGGCUGCGGACGCGCGGGAAGAGCGACCAAAGGAGGAGGGAGAGCCAGGCCGACCUCGUGGUCGGCCUGGGGUACUGAGACGCUGCGAGACGGAGCUUCGGGGGAUGAAAAAUGAUUUGCAAGAAAUUAUCGGACGAGUUCUAAAACUUCGGGACUCGAAACCUUACAGAGGAGACAUUUUCCCAAGGAGCUCUUCAUAAUCCUAACGUAAAUUCAACAUAACUGCUCCCUAAAUGCCAUAGUAUUUUCUGGAGAAAAAAAAGUCAUCAUUUUAGAAGAAUCAAGGAAGGAAUUGAAAACUUUUCGUUUUCAAGAGAAAAAAAGUUACAAUUGCAAAUUAAUAUUUCUUCGAGGAAAAAAAGGGGCAAUGUUACGAGAAUAAGGGCAUUUUUUUUUUUUUUAAAGUUGUAAUCUUCACAAGAACGUGUAUUUUGUCAGGAUAAAAAUUCCUAAUCUUACGUGAAUCAAGUCUGACAAGAUAAAGUCAGAAUAUUCUGAUAGUUCAUUAAGAAAAGAACAUUCGAAACAAUAAAAAAAGUUGCCUCUUUAAAUUUUUUACUUCAUCGAUGAAUGGGUUGUCUCAUCAGUCCGAUUUAAAAAUCACCCAUUAUUUCCCAUGCCUGUUUUCACCUGUUGGUUUGCUGUGCAGCGCCCCUAGUGGUCAGGAGGUUAAACAACACUCAAAAUGAUCAUCAGGAUGUCACGAUGAACUCAUUCUCAGAGUUUGAAUUAAAUAAGUAAAUACAUCAAAACAAUUGACGUAACCUUCAAGGAGCAGAUAAGAUAGAAUGAAUAAAUGCUGCUAUGAGAAAUGGUACUUUGUAACGCUUAUGAUACUUUUUGACAAAAGUGACAAAAAAGCUGCAACUCUUCCGAUAAACUGUGUACACAUACCGAUAAUCGGGCCAAUUUUUGAGCCCAAUUCGCCUUACUUCCGAUCAAAGUCAGCAUACUUCUUUUUCUUCGUAUUUUCUGCCAGUCUGGAUAUCCUGUUGCACCAUGCUGCCUCCCACAGGUCAGUCUUGGUACGACACGAGAAAGUCAGUUUAACGUCCUCAUGCGUGUACCGGGCUUUCGGAGAUUAACUUUGGCCCACACUCUGUAUACAAAUGUACUUUUUCAUGUAAACACGCACAAAUGCCAGCAAAAUACUAAACUUUCUUGCCAGAGGCAUAUUAUUAUUAUUUCUAAUGAUAAUAAAAGUCUGUCACAAAAAUAGACAGUAAAUCAAACUUUUUUUUUUGUUUUUUAACCGCCUUAUUUAUUCAUGCGUCACAUUCUGCAUGACUGGAUGCUUUUCUAUGAAUAAAGUCACCAGAUGUUUGUGUUGUGU